Messenger RNA from Hippocampus zosterae (dwarf seahorse), 2083 nucleotides. It is a transcript of the gene slc35e3, whose product is annotated as solute carrier family 35 member E3. Gene Ontology annotation, molecular function: nucleotide-sugar transmembrane transporter activity; antiporter activity. Bases 306 to 1289 code for a protein of 327 amino acids. The record is from RefSeq and is a predicted model, not a curated record. Gene Ontology annotation, cellular component: Golgi apparatus. NCBI's taxonomy places the organism in Eukaryota, Metazoa, Chordata, Actinopteri, Syngnathiformes, Syngnathidae. The transcript is spliced from 7 exons.
UUUAAUCUUGAGUGAAGAAGAAACCCCCGGAAAUGGAAUACAGAGCACUCUUUCUUCAGGUCUCUGACGGCCACUUUAAACGGGCUCUGGAGUCGAGGAACGCGGCGACAAAAGUUCCCCAAGUUCUCGAUUGGUGUGGAACCAGCUCAGCACUCUCAGGUUUGAGCAUCACGGGAAAAAAGGCCUGUAACUUUCGUCAGGCUUGCUCACCGUUAGUCAGAUCCACGGAUAAGCAGUUGGACAGCAGCCAUAAGAAGAUGAGGAACCAAGUUUGAGCGAGUCGUUGUGAAAACCUCAAGCGCGCCAUGGCCACCAAGGCGCUUCUGGACCUGUCGGCCAACUGGCGCAUCGUGGUCGGAAUGCUGGCCAACUUGCUGUCGUCCAUCUGCAUCGUGUUUAUCAACAAGUGGAUCUACUUGCACUACGGCUUCCCCAACAUGACGCUCACCCUGGUGCACUUUGCGGUCACCUGGCUGGGCCUGUUUGCGUGCCAGACAAUGGACGUUUUCUGCCCCAAGAGGCUGCCGCUGCGCAAGAUCGGAUGGCUGGCGCUGAGCUUCUGCGGCUUUGUGGCCUUCACCAACUUGUCGCUGCAGAACAACUCCAUCGGCACGUACCAGCUAGCCAAGGCCAUGACCACGCCCGUCAUCAUCCUCAUCCAGACGGCCUACUACAAGAAGACCUUCUCCAACAAGAUUAAGCUCACGAUGGUCCCGAUAGCAAUCGGUGUGGUGUUGAACUCGUACUACGACGUGCGCUUCAAUGCGUUGGGGACAAUUUUUGCCACCUUGGGUGUUCUUGUGACAUCACUCUACCAAGUGUGGGUAGGAGCAAAGCAACACGAGCUCCAAGUCAACUCCAUGCAGCUUCUGUACUACCAGGCCCCUUUGUCGUCAGGCGUCCUGCUGGCCAUUAUCCCGUUCUUUGAGCCGCUCACAGGAGACGGAGGAAUAUUUGGACCGUGGUCCCUUCCCGCUCUGAUUACGGUGCUUUUCUCCGGGGUGGUGGCGUUCCUGGUCAACCUGUCCAUCUACUGGAUCAUUGGAAACACGUCAGCGGUUACCUACAACAUGUUUGGCCAUUUUAAAUUCUGCAUUACCCUGGUAGGAGGAUACGUUCUCUUCCAGGACCCUCUGUCACUCAACCAGGCUAUGGGGAUCCUGUGUACUCUGGCGGGAAUCCUGUCGUACACUCACAUCAAGCUGGCCGAACAAGCGGAGGGAAAGAGUCGGCUGUUUCAGACGUCACAGGCCUACCCAGCUGUCACUCGCAAGCGGGAAAUCCCAUGAGGGAUGUUUAUUUUGUGAUGAGUAUUUUUUCUAUACCAGUAUAUAUAUUUUUUGACAGGAUGAAAUGCGUGGCACUUCUCCCACGGUGCUGUGUUCCAGAAGAAUGAAAUAAGUAUCUCACAAUAUACAAGGCCGACUGUGGCAGCACACAAGUUGUGAGAUUGGAAAAAAAGUGAUGAAAAUGAUGCUUUAAUCACCACAAAUAAUGUAUCCUUGUCCACCUAUGCCAGUGACUUUCAGAAAUGGACAGAACAAUUCCAUGCUCCUCGACUGGAUGGCGGAAGAUACAAUUGACAUAUCCUUCCAGUCCACUUGCUAAAAUAUGGGGAGUAAAGUAACACUAGAGCAUUACUGUGUCACUGUACUGUUUAACUUGUGUUUUUGUUUUUUUUAACUUGUAUAAAUGUAAGAAUGUGCCUCUCACCAUAUGACACGGGCAUAAAUAGUUGAACAAAGAUACGUUAUUUGUAGAAAUUACGUGCAUUUUGAGACUAAUUAAGGGAUGGGAUAAUUUCCUAAGUCACACUAUCUUGCUAGUCAUUUAAUUGAAGAAAAAAAUAGAUCCUCAAUAAGUGUGACGUCGGGGAACACGGAGAAAAACAACAGUUCACACUUACAAUUGGAAACGACAAUAUAGAGUGUCCAAUGAACAUAUAAUGCAUGUUUCUGGAAUGUGCGGAGAAACCCAUGACCGCUCUACUGUGAACAUUCAUGAUUCCAUUCAUGUUUGGUAAACGAUUUCACAGUGCAAUGACCUACGCAAAAUAAAGAAGUAUCAAAUGUUCGCUUUUAAA